AUGGGCAGUAGUGCAGUUGUGACAGGUCUUGAAGAUAUAAUGGUUAAAGUAAAACCCAGGGACAGAGUGGAGUGUGGCUCCCAGAAAUUCCCAGCAGGAAUAAAGAUAAUUAAUCACCCUACCAUGCCCAACACCCAGGUGGUGAUCAUCCCUCCCGAUGCUGACAUCCAGAGUAUCAUUGAGGCUCUGACAGCCAAGGGGAGAGAAUGUGGCAGCAAUGGGCCCAACAAGUUCAUUCUUAUCAGCAGUGGGGGCAGCUCUCACCCUACAGGCUCAGCAGCAACUCAGCAGACACUCCAAUCAAAGGAUGAGAUGAGCACAGCAACAAAGGGGGCCAGAGCACCAGAUUGUCAGGGCGGAGAGAAGAACCUCGGACAAAACCCUGAUAAAACUGUGGAAAGGGCAGUACUGUGGCCUCCACAAGUCAAUUCCAUGGGAGGACAAGAACAGGAAGGAAACAGCAGUGGAGAGGCAACAAGCAGCGGGUUGGAUAACAGUCUGACUAACAUCCAAUGGCUAGGGAAGAUGAGCUCUGAUGGGCUGGGCUCCUGUACUGUGAAACAAGAGAUGGAGAAGGAGAACCAGACACCUGUGCAGGAGAGGAUCAAGACUGAAGAAGACUCCAUUCCUGCCACUGCUACCUCCUCCUCCUUGUGGCAGGACUCGAUAUCAGAACGGCCCCCCUACUCCUAUAUGGCCAUGAUCCAGUUUGCCAUCAACAGCACGGAGAAGAAGCGCAUGACCCUGAAGGAUAUCUAUACCUGGAUUGAGGACCAUUUUCCUUAUUUCAGAUAUGUGGCCAAGCCAGGCUGGAAGAACUCCAUUCGACACAAUCUAUCCCUUCACGAUAUGUUUGUCCGGGAGACGUCUGCUAAUGGUAAAAUCUCCUUCUGGACCAUCCACCCUGAUGCCAAUCGCUAUCUGACACUGGACCAAGUGUUCAAGCCGCUGGAUGCGGGGUCACCAACAUCGCCUGAGUACUCUGAAUCACAGCAAAAACGACACAUUCCAGAACUCCAGAAGAACACAGGGGGAAACAGCAGCAACAAAACUGAGCCGCAGAAUGCACGCCGAAAGAUGAAGCCUUUGCUUCCUCGCGUCAGCUCCUACCUGGUUCCAAUCCAGUUUCCUGUGAGCCAACCUCUCAUCCUGCAGUCCUCCCUGAAGGUGCCUCAGCCCAUGGCCCAGGGAGCCUCCCUCAGUGGCUCAGAGGCUCUCCGGAGCAGCAAGCGUGUACGCAUUGCUCCAAAGGUGUUGCCGUCCACUGAAGAGCCAUCCUCAUUCUUGCCCACAGGGCCUGUGAAGGAGAAGAGUCACUGUGAUGAAAGGCUGCCCCCAUUUGCCCCAAGCCAAUCUGUAAAGGAGAACAACUCCCAGCCUGGUGAAGCACUAGCCUCUUUCCCUGCAGCCCUGUGUAUAAAGGAGGAGAAGGAGGACUCCUAUCCUGACAAAUGGCUGCCCUCACUCCCCCCAGUCUUCUCUAUAAAGGAGGAACCAGUGCAGUCUGAUGAAGAGACAGGCCUGUUGCUCCCAGUACCAUGUGUGAAGCGAGAGAAACACUUUAAAAAAAAAAACUGUUUGACCCUUUUAAUCUUGGCUUAG
This is a messenger RNA of Mauremys mutica (yellowpond turtle), 1602 nucleotides long. RefSeq names its product forkhead box protein M1-like. The coding region runs from base 1 to 1602 and encodes 533 amino acids. The record is from RefSeq and is a predicted model, not a curated record. The transcript is spliced from 2 exons. NCBI's taxonomy places the organism in Eukaryota, Metazoa, Chordata, Testudines, Geoemydidae. Gene Ontology annotation, molecular function: sequence-specific DNA binding; DNA-binding transcription factor activity. Gene Ontology annotation, biological process: regulation of DNA-templated transcription; G2/M transition of mitotic cell cycle.